This is a messenger RNA of Oncorhynchus keta (chum salmon), 1208 nucleotides long. RefSeq names its product serine/arginine-rich splicing factor 3-like. Gene Ontology annotation, molecular function: RNA binding. The coding region runs from base 138 to 650 and encodes 170 amino acids. The record is from RefSeq and is a predicted model, not a curated record. Gene Ontology annotation, cellular component: nuclear speck. The transcript has 7 exons. NCBI's taxonomy places the organism in Eukaryota, Metazoa, Chordata, Actinopteri, Salmoniformes, Salmonidae. Gene Ontology annotation, biological process: mRNA splicing, via spliceosome.
CCAUUUUAUUGUAGCUUGCAGAUACAGACAGGCGGUUGGACGAAGGACGGGAUCAGUGUUUGUUUUAAAAUACGUUACGUUUCUCAUUCACGUUUGCGGAGUAUCAAUUUUUGUUUUGAAAAUUGAGGCCUGUUGAAAUGGGAGAUCCAGCCAUGCACCGAGAUUGCCCUCUCGACUGCAAGGUCUACGUGGGAAACCUGGGGAACAAUGGCAAUAAGACAGAGCUGGAGCGGUCAUUUGGCUAUUAUGGGCCACUUCGCAGUGUCUGGGUAGCUAGGAACCCCCCAGGCUUUGCUUUUGUGGAAUUUGAAGAUCCAAGGGAUGCAACCGACGCAGUGAGAGAACUUGAUGGAAGGACAUUAAGUGGUUCCCGUGUGCGGGUGGAGCUGUCCAAUGGUGAGAAACGCACCCGCAACCGGGGUCCUCCUCCAUCGUGGAGCCGACGUCCUCGAGAUGACCAUCGUGGGCGUCGUGGUAGCCCACCCGCCAGGCGCAGAUCCCCACGUAGGAGGAGCUUCAGCCGCAGCCGAAGCAGGUCUCUCUCCAGAGACAGGAAGAGGGAGAGAUCUUUGUCCCGGGACAGGAACCACAAACCCUCAAGUUCAUUUUCCCGAUCAAGGAGCCGCUCCAGGUCUACGGAGAGAAAGUAAGGAAAUGCAUGGCAGUCCAGUUUGACGGCGAAGAAGAUUAAUUAACUUUUUUUUUUUACGGAUAUUUUAGCGGUUUUGUUUUUGCUUCUCUGUGACAUGUAUCCAAUUCCUCUGUAUUUUGUAAAUAAGUUGGUAUGCAGGUGUAACGCAUUACUAAAAUGGUUGUUAGUCCUGUUAAUGCCAAGACAUACCGUAGUUGUCCACAAGCAGUAUUCCAUUUCAUCAAUCAUUAUAAGCGUUCUCUAUUUGUCCAUGAGUACCAGCUCACGGAAACACACCAUUCUAAAUAGUCUAGUGCUCAAGUCAUGUUCCAUGUCAGCAAGAUUAGUGUGUCUGGAUGUGGUGGAAGGCUAUGGUCAGCUAUCCUAUUGUCGGUUAAUAUACCGAUAUGUUUUCUAUUGACCUCUAGGACUUCCACUAUUCUUCCAGUUCCUGUUGAUAAAGGUUUGUCUUUGCAAAUAACGGCACCCUUAUUUUGACUACAAUAGCCCACUGUUUUUCUUUUCCUUGAUAUUUGUACUACUUAUGUUCUCUGAAUUAAACUAGUUGUAAAAAGGC